AUGUAUGGCAGUGAUACGAAAUUCCUGCUUUUUGCUGAAUACAUUGAACAUUAUAAACUGCAAGGUGUCCAGCACUUCUACAUUUAUGUGAAGGAUGUGGACCAAUAUACGGACAAGCUGAUAAAACAUUACGUAAAGAGUGGUGAGGCCGAAGUGGUGUACUUCAGAGAAAAGCAAGACAGACCGAGUAUCGAAUGGCAUCUUGUUGGCACGCAGGAUUGUAUUCAUCGAAGUCGAUAUCAUUCCAAUUACACGAUCUAUGCCGAUUUAGAUGAGCGUAUUUUGCCCACGGACACGAACACAACCCUAUCUGCCUAUACAACGAAAAUCAUGACGGAGAAGCCGAACAUCGGAAUGAUUCGAUUUGUGACGCAGUAUGUGCUGAAGAACGGCACAGAUCCCACUGUAUACGAGACCGAGUGA
Messenger RNA from Cooperia oncophora, 423 nucleotides. NCBI's taxonomy places the organism in Eukaryota, Metazoa, Nematoda, Chromadorea, Rhabditida, Trichostrongylidae. The record is from the annotation of a GenBank genome assembly.